UUAGGUUUUUUUCUUUACAGUGAAUCUGGGUUCACCAUCACCAGUGCUGGAUUUUUUUCUUCCUCCUCUCCUCUCUCUCUCAAUCCUUCGAAAAUCAAACUUCUUCCUUCCUUUCGCCACUCAUCCUUUUUCUUUCUUCUUUCUCUUUUUCCUUCUUCUUCCUCUCCCAAUCAAACCCAGAUCUGGGUUUUUCUCAAACCCAAAUCUGGGUUUUUUCUCAAAUCCAGCUGUCCUAAGAAAUGGAUAAACUCGAUGUGUAAAAGCCGCCACCUGCACGACUCGCUGCACAAGCACAUGGUGGAUCUCGAAAUGAAUCUUCAGAUGGUCUCCAAAGAGAUUGCCGCCUCUCUCGAGGAGCAGAGCGCUUCCGCCCUUCUCUGCGUCCCUCGUGCCACCCGUGACGUCCUCCACCUCGUGCCACCAGCAAUUCCGUUGCUGGAAUCCUCGACAAGCUCAAGAAGGUCUGUUGUUCUUAUUAUCUUUCCUUCUGUUAAAGAUCUUAUGUCAAUUUCGUGUUGCUUGGAUCUUGAGAAAGUGCAGGGGAGUUGAAAUUCGUUUAACUUAGUAGUGUUUAAAUUGGAAACCGAAUAAUGGACAUUUGGUUUCAAAACCUUUUAAUUAUUGGAAAUGUGCUUAAUGCAGCUGAAUUUUGAAAUUGAAGGCGAAAGGCUCCUCAACGAAAUCUGAGUUGUUAAUGCAUGGUUCUCUGGUUUACAUCUAUUAAACAGGAUGCUGCAGG
Messenger RNA from Rubroshorea leprosula, 739 nucleotides. The record is from the annotation of a GenBank genome assembly. Lineage: Eukaryota; Viridiplantae; Streptophyta; Magnoliopsida; Malvales; Dipterocarpaceae.